GAGAUGGAUGAUUUGAGAGAAAGGAAAAAUGCAUUUGAGAAUAAAAUCUUCAAGCAAACACAGAACCUGGAGACAGUGAAGGCACAGAUGAACUGGGACCAGCAGACAUUGGAGGCAUGGCUAGAAGAGUCAACUAGAAGGGAUGAAGAUGCUAUGACGUUGCAGAAAUACACCAGACAGGAUGAAGGCAAAAUCAAGGAACUAUCCUGUCGCAUGGAGAAGUUAAUGGAAGAAGCUUCAAAGAAGAAACUCCAACUGCAUUUUGAGAUAACAACCACAAUAACUUCACAAAUUGAACUGGACAAAAUUGCUGAUGACUUCCGUCGUGCUCACAUUGAGAGAGAAGAGCUUUUAUCUCAGUGGGAAAACACAGUUGAACAAAUGCAGAAACGUGAUCAUGAAAUGGAUCUGUUGGCUUCUAAGCUGGCUGUUUCAAAGCAGACAGUGCGACUAAACAAUCACACGAUUCAGGAGAAAUUACUGUUCCUUGAGCAUGAAAAGGAAAACAAUUUAGAGUGUGAGAAGAAAAUUACCAUAGCUGAACGACAGAGUGCCCAAACAAGGAUGGAACUGUUACAGGCUGAACAGCAAAAACUGCAAUUUGAAAAUGAGGCUAACACCCUGAAGCGUACAGUGGACAGAACAGCACUAGAUCUGGAGUUGACACGAGUAGCAGUCAAUCAUUUAAAGAAAGACAUUGUGGAUAAAAGUGCAAAAUUGCAGCAAGUCACAAACCUCAGAGAAGUGCUUGUGGAGAAACUAAAAACAGCGGUCAAUGCUACACUCACUGCUGGGGAAAAGGCCACACAGAUGGAAGAUUUACUGCAAGCUGAGGAAAAAAAGCAGGAGGGCUUGAAUAUGCAAAUGAAACGAAUUGGAGAUGCAUUGUAUAAGAAGAGCAAGGAGUUAACGGACGCCAAAACCACAGAAAAAAUGACAGAAGCAGCCAUUAAUGCAGCCCAAAAUGCUGUUAAGAACCUGGCCAGUAAACUAAACCGACUAGAUGCAGAUGCUCUGAAACAGCAGGAGAUUCUCUAUGGACAGGAUUUUACACUUCAACAACUGGAGCGACGUUGUAUGCGCAUGCAGGGAGAGCAAAACUCAGAGGAAAAGACAGAUUUAGAGAGCACUAUAGCUGAGCUUCAGAAGAACCUUGACAAUAAAACGCACACAUACACACUUCUAACAGCGCAACUAAAGAGAGUACAGGAUGACAGCCGCCGGAUCAAGCAAGAAACAUUGGCAAUCCAGGCAGACAAUAAAGACAUGCUUUCUAAAACCGAGGAGCUUAAUCUGUAUAAUGACAGCGCUGAAGCUGAACUCAAGCACAGCAUCCAAAUAAAGCAGGGUCUAAUGGUUGAUGAGAACCUUUUGAAACUGAAGAUCAGGAAGCUUCAAGAUCUGCUGAACUCCAAAGUAGAUGGUAUUAUGUCACUGGAGAAGAGAAAGUUGCAACUGAACACGGCUAUGAAAGAGCGCCAUCUGGAAAUUAAGAUCCACAAAGAAAUGUUGCAGGCUCAGAUUAAGGCCACCGAUGAAGAAAGGCAGCAGAUCAGUGCAGAGUUGCAUGAGAGAAUAUCUAAAAUUGACAAAAUGAGAAAAAGAUAUGAAAUUUAUACAGUAUCCAUGGCACCACCAGAAGGGGAGGAGGAAAGGUCACAGGCAUAUUAUGUAAUUAAAGCAGCACAAGAGAAGGAGGAGCUACAGAGAGAAGGAGAUGACCUUGAUGCUAGAAUCAGAAAAGCUGAGAAGGAAAUCCUUGCCCUAGAGAACACACUCAAGUUGAUGAAUGGUAGAAAUGAACAGUACAGAAAGAGCUUCAACAAAAUCAUGGAAGGAAGUAAUGAGAUGGAAGAGAAACAUGAGUUGGAUGAACAGUUCCGAGCAGUCAUGGAUAAAUUUAAAUAUAAACGACGUCAAAUACAAGAAUUGGAAGAUGAUUUGCAUACAAUGAGUACAACAAUGGACAACUUAACCAAGGAUGAGGAAGCUUAUCUUGCAAUUAUAGAUGAGAAGAAGAACAAAGUACUGCAGCUUAACAAAGAGUCAGAAGACCAGAUUGCUAAAAUUGAAAGAGUUGCCAAACAAAAUGUACGCAUGUCAAGAAGCAUAAAAGCUCAAAGAAAACUCAAGAACGAACUACCAGAAGAGAAGGACUUCAGAGUUAGAGAAUUACGAGAUUUCAUCAAGAAUAUUGUAAAGGUAAUUGGGGAUGCUGCUGCACAGAACCUGGAGAUGUUGGAUGCUGUCCAGCUAUAUUUUAGCCAGGCUAAUCUAAGCCCUCCCUCUGUUAGAGGUACAGCUGGAGGCUCCCACAGCCUUCAAGGAAGCUCAAGAGGAAGCACCGCCUCCAGUGGCAGGAGUGCAGCUAAGCCUUCACCUGUUAAUCUGACUUUCUUCAGUUCAUCGUCCAGUUCUGCAUCGAGUGUUCGAAGUCAAAGGUUGUCUGAACCCCAGCUGCCAUAA
This is a messenger RNA of Candidula unifasciata, 2466 nucleotides long. The record is from the annotation of a GenBank genome assembly. NCBI's taxonomy places the organism in Eukaryota, Metazoa, Mollusca, Gastropoda, Stylommatophora, Geomitridae.